Messenger RNA from Mauremys reevesii (Reeves's turtle), 324 nucleotides. RefSeq names its product 60S acidic ribosomal protein P1-like. The record is from RefSeq and is a predicted model, not a curated record. Gene Ontology annotation, biological process: translational elongation; cytoplasmic translation. Lineage: Eukaryota; Metazoa; Chordata; Testudines; Geoemydidae. The transcript has a single exon. Gene Ontology annotation, cellular component: ribosome; cytosolic large ribosomal subunit. Gene Ontology annotation, molecular function: ribonucleoprotein complex binding; structural constituent of ribosome; protein kinase activator activity. Bases 1 to 324 code for a protein of 107 amino acids.
AUGGCCUCCAGCUCCGAGCUCGCCUGCAUCUACGCCGCGCUCAUCCUGCAUGACAACGAAGUCACCGUCACGGAGGACAAAAUUAAUGCACUUAUUAAAGCAGCUGGAGUAAAUGCUGAACCUUUCUGGCUGGGCCUGUUCACCAAGGCUCUAGCCAACAUUGACAUUGGAAGCCUGAUCUGUAAUGUAGGAGCUGGUGGUGCUCCAGCUGCUGCUGCUCCUUCUGGGGGUGCUGCUGCUGCUGGUGGGGCUGCCCCUGCUGAGGAGAAGAAAGAAGAAUCUGAGGAAUCUGAUGAUGACAUGGGCUUUGGUCUCUUUGACUAA